Toxotes jaculatrix (banded archerfish) is the source of this 2321-nucleotide messenger RNA. RefSeq names its product rho-related GTP-binding protein RhoA-C-like. The record is from RefSeq and is a predicted model, not a curated record. Lineage: Eukaryota; Metazoa; Chordata; Actinopteri; Toxotidae. Gene Ontology annotation, biological process: cell migration; stress fiber assembly; small GTPase-mediated signal transduction. The coding region runs from base 52 to 633 and encodes 193 amino acids. Gene Ontology annotation, molecular function: GTPase activity; GTP binding. Gene Ontology annotation, cellular component: dendritic spine; cleavage furrow. The transcript is spliced from 5 exons.
UGUUCCAGUCGGUCAGGAAGAGGAGAAAGGCGGACACAGAAGCACCAAGCGAUGGCAGCCAUCAGGAAGAAGUUGGUGAUAGUUGGGGAUGGUGCUUGUGGGAAGACCUGUCUGCUCAUCGUGUUCAGUAAGGACCAGUUCCCAGAGGUCUACGUCCCCACUGUGUUUGAGAACUAUGUGGCAGACAUUGAAGUGGAUGGGAAACAGGUAGAACUAGCACUUUGGGACACAGCAGGUCAGGAAGACUAUGACAGACUGAGGCCUCUCUCCUACCCCGACACCGAUGUUAUCCUCAUGUGCUUCUCCGUGGACAGCCCCGACAGUUUAGAGAAUAUUCCAGAAAAGUGGACCCCGGAAGUGAAACACUUCUGUCCAAAUGUUCCCAUCAUCCUGGUUGGCAAUAAAAAAGAUCUGCGCAAUGAUGAGCACACUAGACGAGAGCUUGCAAAAAUGAAACAGGAACCAGUUAAAUUUGAAGAUGGGAAAGAGAUGGCAAAUCGUAUCAGUGCCUACGGCUACCAGGAGUGUUCUGCCAAAACCAAAGAUGGUGUGAGGGAAGUCUUUGAGAUGGCAACUAGGGCAGCACUGCAGGCCAAGAAACGUGGAAAGAAGUCCACCUGCCUUCUGUUAUAGGCUCUGGGAGAAGAAGAGGGGGCUGCCCUCAAGCACAGAUGGAGAGGGCAGCUUCCACUGAGAUUUGACAUAGGGGAGAAUAUUGGGGAGGGCCCCAGAAAAGUUUGCAGAUGCUCAAUUUCUGAUCACCCAGUUAUCCUCAGCAAAUUAAAGCAGGUCUGAAAUGAUUUGAUAGGCUUCUACACAUCAGUCCUUUGUCUAUACAUUACAUUAGGUUAUAUGCCAUUUUGCUUAUGUCUAUCAAAGAUUUUCAGAUCUAGAAUUCUGUAAGAGGGACGGGUGGAGGGGUGAUUUGAAGUUGAGUGGAUGUAAACUGACUGAAAUGUGCCAUGAUGGGAAUGAAGAGAGAAAAGGUCCUUACCAGGCCAAAGACAAAGGGGACAUGAGAGAGGGAAAAAAAGACAUUAAUAUAAAAUAGUUUUGAAUUAAGACCAUGUCUAAGUGGAUUUUACACAGUAUCGCCUACAUGUAGUGCCUUGAGAGCAGCGGUCAAGAAGAGUAAGUUGAGGGGUAGGGAUUCAUAAGUUAGAUGGGGUGUCAUUUUGUCAUUUGUAGUGUCCACACUUGAAUGCUUUCUCCCUGUCAUUGGCUUGGCUCCUUCAGGCCCGUAUUCUGACUCAGGCGCUAUGCAGGGGUAUGCCUAAACUAGAUUGUAUGAGAUAUGUUCCCAUACUGAAUUACUUACCUGAACUUCAGAGUGUGUGUCUGUGUGUGUGUGUGUGUGUGUGUGUGAGUGAGUGAGUGUGUGUGGCUGUAUGGUGAUUUGUCUGUUUUUUUUUUUUUUUCAGUGCAGGUCUGCAUGCAGUGAAUGUGUGUAUAUUUGUGUGUGUAUUAACAUAUAUGUCUACGUACUGUAUGCAUGGAAAAGCCUUCUGCGUCACUGACCUAACCCCUUGUUUCCAUGCCAAAGUUACCCCUGAUGACCACAUUUUAUGGCUCAGAUGGGUAAUGGAAUUAACAGCUACUCAGAGUGACAUAGAAACCUUCACUUUACUGGAAUACAUUGUACUAUAGCUAGAGGCACAAUCAGGUUAAACAUAUUAUGAGUUUUUAGGACCUUUUUUUGUGUAUACCAGAGAUUAAUUUGAUUGUGUUAAUCAGUGGGUCAAAUUACGAGUGGUGUAGUUGAUAAGUUGAAUACUCUUUCAUAUAGAUGAUAGGCUUAUCUCAUUACUAUAAUGUCCAUUAUGUACUGUAUGUCUUACAAGGCCUUGUAAGGACAUGUUAAUGAUAUGUAUUUCAAGUUUGCCUUUUAUUCAACUCUCCCCAUCGACCCUUUUAUGAUAUUGUCAUUAUUGUACUAUAACUUUUUAUUGUUGAUGUCUCUAAUUUUCUUAGUAUUUUUUAAUCAUUAUACUUAACCCUGCUGUUAUGAUCAGUUUAUGUCAGUUAAAUAAUAAGUUGUAACCGUAGUAUUAUUUCAUUUAAUUAAUUGAAGGUCAAGCUUGGGUGCAAGGUUGGACAGUUUUGGGGGUGGGCUGCUAGAGCAAUCUUUUUUUUUUUUUUUUUGUACUGUGACAUAUUGGGAUUUCUGGAUUUUUUUUUUCCAAAUAAAGCUGGUAUUAGGGUUUUCUGUUGUAUGGUAUUUGUGUUCUUUGAUCCAUUCAUUCAUUAAGAAACCCCUUUGCCCUAUAUUUCAAGCACUAAUUUACUUUUUUUCCCAACAAAUAAAAACGCUCAUAACUGUU